CCUUCUGGUCUCCAGGUCACCAGCCCAAGAUGCUCAGUGUUGGGGGAAGGAGUGAAGGCAUGAUUGGCGGCUGCCUUCACGUCACCCAGGAGCCCCUUCUUGUCUUCUGCCCCAGACGCUCACACAGACCCUAAAGAACCCGACAUCUUGCGGGACCGACCACCCGAGGGUCUAGGACGCCCAGAAGCCCUCCGUCUCAGAGAUGCUGCCGCUGCUGCUGUCCCUGCUGUGGGCAGGGUCCCUGGCUUGGGACAGCAGAUACCAGCUGGAAGUGCAGGAGUCUGUGACGGUGCAGGAGGGCCUGUGUGUCCGCGUGCCGUGCUUCUUCCACCAUCCCCUGGCCUACUGGGACUACUCUGUCCCAGCUUUCGGCUACUGGUUCCAGGAAGGGGCCAGAAUCGACCAGGAUCGUCCAGUGGCCACAAACAAACCAGGUCGUGCGGUGCUGACGAACACCCAGGGCCGAUUCCACCUCCUUGGAGACCCCCGGACCUACAACUGCUCCCUGGACAUCAGAGAUGCACGGCAGGGAGACACGGGGACAUACUUCUUUAGGGUGGAGAGAGGGCCUACUGUGAGAUAUAGUUAUUUAGAGAACAAGCUCCACCUGCAUGUAACAGCUCUGACACAGACACCCGACAUCCACGUCCAGGGGACCUUAGAAUCUGGCUUCCCCAGGAAUAUCACCUGUGCAGUGCCAUGGGCCUGUGAGAGGGGGACACCCCACACCUUCUCCUGGACCGGGGUUGCCCUCCCUUCCCUGCACCCCAAGGGCCCCCACUCCUCGGUGCUCACCCUCACCCUGGGGCCCCAGGACCAUGGCACCAACCUCACCUGUCGAGUGAACUUCCCCGGAGCUGGCGUGAGCACAGACAGAACCAUCAGGCUCAACGUGUCCUAUGCACCCCAGAAGCCGACCAUCAGAGUGUUCCGGAAAGAAGACACAGCUCUGGAGGCUGGGACGUCUGAGCUCAAAGGGCCGGCUGAUCGGGUUCCUGGACCUGAAAGUCUGGGCCAAAGCCUAUCUCUCCCAGUCCAGGAGGGCCAGUUCCUACGCCUGGACUGUGUUGCCGACAGCAACCCUCCUGCCAGGAUGAGCUGGAUCCGGGGGAGCCUGACCCUGAGCCCCUCCAAUUGCUCGAACCCUGGGGUCCUGGAGCUGCCCCGGGUGGAACUGGAGGACCAUGGGAAAUAUGUCUGCCGAGCUCAGCAUCCGUUGGGCUCCAAGGAAGCAUCUCUGAGCCUCGUUGUGAAAAACCCCCCGCAGCUGCUGGGACCCUCCUGCUCCCAGGAGGAGGAGGGUCUGCACUGCGACUGUUCCUCCCGAGCCCAGCCGGCCCCCUCCCUGCGCUGGCGGCUGGGGGAGGGGCUGCUGGAGGGGAAUUUCAGCAACGCCUCCUUCAAGGUCACCUCCAGCUCGGCUGGGCCCUGGGUCAACAGCUCCCUGUGCCUCCGCGAGGGGCUCAGCUCUGGCCUCCGACUCAGCUGCGAGGCCCAGAACGGCCACGGGAAACAGAGCGCCACUGUCCUGCUGCUGCCAGGGAGGCCAGCACCCAGGACCGGUGUGGUUUGGGGGGCCGUCGGGGGAUCCGGCGUCACAGCCCUGCUAGCUCUCUGCCUCUGCCUCAUCUUCUUUGUAGUGAAGAUCUACAGGAAGAAAUCAGCGGAGAAGGCAUCAGGCAGAGAUGGCGUCCGUCCCGCAUUGACUUCCAUCUCUCUGGGUCACCUCAAUGAAUCCUGUUCAGACAGCCCCUCGGACUACCAGACCCCAGCUCCGGCCACCUCCACCCCAGGGAAGGAGCAGGAGCUCCAUUACGCCACCCUCAACUUCCAGAGGCUGAGGACCCACAACUUUCAGGACCAGGACACCACUGAGUACUCAGAGAUCAAGAUCCAGAAAUGAUGCCCCCGCCCCCAACCCCAGAACCAGGCUGGAGCCCAGAAAACGCAUCUCUGAAGAAAAUGUGUGCCAGGCACCGAUUCUUGAAGACUUGGCUGCCCUCUGAGCCAGAGCUUAUAAAUGAGAAGGUGAAGCUUCUCGGAGCGGCUAAAGGGCACAGAGAGUCCUAGGUUCAAAUCCAGACCCUGGCAACCCUAAGGGUGUUAUAUCAGGCAAAUCACUUUACCUCUCUGUGCUUCAGUUUCCUUCUCUGUAAAAUGGGGAUAAUAUCCAUUAGGUACAUUGUUAAGUGGGAAAAAUGCACUUUGGGAGUUGCUAACUACAUUGUUAUGUGUUAAGUUAACCUCAGCAUGGAGGGAGAUGUCAGCUCUACCACAUAUUUCUGUUUUGCCUGACUGUUUUUAAGAACAUGAAUUAUUUUUUGUUUGUUUGUUUUUCCGGGAGGGAGGAGAUAAAACAUGUAUUAUUUUUUUUAAGUAAAUCUAAAUUUACCUCUCUGGAUGGAGACGAUAUUUCCCAAUACAUGUAUCUAACAAAGGACGCCCAGGAUAUAUAAUGAAUAUUUUUUUUAAUAAUAAAUAAUUUAAAAAU
Molecule: messenger RNA, 2491 nt
Organism: Orcinus orca (killer whale)
Lineage: Eukaryota; Metazoa; Chordata; Mammalia; Artiodactyla; Delphinidae
Product: myeloid cell surface antigen CD33
Exons: 11
Coding region: 203-1903 (566 amino acids)
Biological process (GO): cell adhesion
Cellular component (GO): plasma membrane
Molecular function (GO): sialic acid binding
Source: RefSeq, a predicted model, not a curated record